Nicotiana attenuata is the source of this 3137-nucleotide messenger RNA. RefSeq names its product calcium permeable stress-gated cation channel 1-like. Lineage: Eukaryota; Viridiplantae; Streptophyta; Magnoliopsida; Solanales; Solanaceae. The record is from RefSeq and is a predicted model, not a curated record. Gene Ontology annotation, molecular function: calcium-activated cation channel activity. Gene Ontology annotation, cellular component: plasma membrane. Bases 205 to 2511 code for a protein of 768 amino acids. The transcript has 12 exons.
AGGAAGAAUUAAUUUCAGGAAUGUUCGUAGCUUUCAUUGAGUUAUGAAGUAAUCCCUACACUCUCCGAUAGGCAACUGUUGCUUUCUCUGUGUCAUUGCACCAUCAGCUUUGGCUUUUCUCUUCUAUUUUAGUAUUUUUCAUUGCUGGUUUUAAAAUUCCGUACGCAGAAGCAGCUUCAGCUCUGUAAUUCGAAAAGGUAGAAGAUGGCAACACUGGGAGAUAUAGGAGUUUCUGCAGCUAUAAAUAUUCUCUCAGCAUUUAUCUUCCUUUUGGCAUUUGCAAUUCUGCGGCUCCAACCACUCAACGACAGAGUGUACUUCCCAAAAUGGUAUCUUAAGGGUUUGAGAAAUAGUGCGACGCAGUCCGGUGCAUUUGUCAAAAAAAUUGUUAAUUUGGAUUGGAGGGCAUAUAUAAGGUUUCUGAACUGGGUGCCGGAUGCACUGAAAAUGCCUGAACUUGAGCUCAUUGACCAUGCAGGACUGGACUCUGCUGUUUAUUUACGGAUCUACUUGCUAGGGCUGAAAAUUUUUGUUCCUAUUACAUUGCUUGCUUUUACUGUACUAGUACCUGUUCAUUGGACAAAUAGCACUCUUAGAAAGUCCGGGUUUACUUACAGUGACGUUGAUAAGCUCUCCAUUUCAAAUGUUCCACUCGGAUCACAAAGGUUUUGGACUCAUAUCAUUAUGGCCUAUGCCAUUACAGUUUGGACAUGCUAUGUCUUACAAAGGGAGUAUGCAAAAGUUGCAGCUAUGAGGUUGCUGUUUCUUGCGUCUGAAAAACGUCGUCCUGAUCAAUUUACAGUCCUUGUCAGAAACGUUCCACCUGACACUCAUGAAUCAGUUGGUGAAUGUGUCGAGCACUUUUUCCUGGUUAAUCAUACAGAUCAUUACCUCACACACCAGGUUGUUUACAACGCCAACAAACUAGCAAAAUUGGUCAAGGAGAAGAAGAGUAAGCAAAAUUGGCUUGACUAUUACCAACUAAAGUAUUCUAGAAAUCAAUCAAAUCGGCCCAUAAUGAAGACUGGUUUUCUUGGUCUUUUUGGAAAUAAAGUGGAUGCGAUCGACUAUCAGACUGCUGAAGUUGAAAGACUAUCGAAAGAGAUAGCUGAAGAGAGAGAGCGGGUUAAAAAUGACCCAAAAUCUAUCAUGCCGGCGGCGUUUGUCUCGUUUAAAACACGGUGGGGUGCUGCUGUUUGUGCUCAAACUCAGCAGUCAAGAAAUCCGACUUUGUGGUUAACUGAAUGGGCUCCAGAGCCGCGUGAUGUAUAUUGGAGAAACCUGGCGAUUCCCUAUGUGUCUUUAACAAUUAGGAGGCUCAUAAUCGGUGUUGCUUUCUUUUUCCUGACAUUCUUCUUCAUGAUUCCCAUCACAUUUGUCCAAACACUUGCAACUAUUGAGGGGAUCAGGAAAGUAGCGCCAUUCCUAAAAGUUAUCAUUGACAUACCUUUCGUCAAGUCAUUCAUCCAAGGUUUUCUACCUGGGAUUGCUUUGAAGAUCUUUCUCAUAGUUUUGCCGAGGAUACUGAUGCUGAUGUCCAAAUUUGAGGGAUGGGAAAGUAUAUCAGCUCUGGAAAGAAGAUCUGCAUCUAAAUACUACAUCUUUAACUUUGUGAAUGUCUUUCUUGGGAGCAUAAUUGCAGGAGCUGCAUUCGAACAGCUAAAAACUUUUCUUCAUCAGUCAGCAAAUGAAAUUCCUAAAACAAUUGGUGUUGCUAUCCCAAUGAAAGCAACUUUCUUCAUAACUUACAUAAUGGUUGACGGAUGGGCUGGUAUUGCUGGAGAGAUCUUAAGGCUGAAGCCACUAAUAAUCUUCCACUUUAAGAACUUUUUCUUGGUCAAGACUGAAAAUGAUAGAAAGAAGGCAAUGAAUGCUGGAAGCCUUGGUUUCAACACUGGAGAACCGCAGAUACAAUUAUACUUCUUAUUGGGCCUUGUCUAUGCUGUGGUCACGCCAUUUCUGCUUCCUUUCAUACUGGUGUUCUUUGGCCUGGCGUUCAUUGUGUUCCGUCAUCAGAUUAUAAAUGUAUACAAUCAAAAGUAUGAAAGUGGAGCAGCAUUUUGGCCAGAUGUUCAUGGACGUAUAAUAUUCGCCCUGGUCUUCUCUCAGUUAUCUUUACUUGGGUUGCUAAGUACAAAACAAGCUGCUCAGUCAGCACCUUUCAUUAUCGCCCUUCCAGUUCUGACCAUCUCUUUUCACAAAUUCUGUAAAGGACGUUACGAGCCAGCUUUCACCAGAUAUCCACUUCAGGAAGCGAGAAGGAAAGAUACUUUAGAACAAGCAAAAGAGCAGAAUCUUAACUUAAAAGCGUACCUUCAAAAUGCUUAUUUGCACCCUGUUUUUAAAGGUGAUGAUGAAGAUGAAGAUGAGGAGUUUGACGAUAAGUUGGAGAGUAAUGGAACUGUGCUGGUUCCAACGAAGCGCCAGUCAAGAGAAAAUACUCCAGCGCCCAGCAGAAUGAGUGCCAACUCUUCUCCUUCACGUCCUAAUGCAAUUGAACAGAUACAAUAACAGCUUUGUUUUUUUUAGGAUGUGAGAUUCCACCUUUAUACAUGAAUGCUAAAUGUAAAUUGACAUCAGGCCGAAGUAGCUAAGUUUGGACAUGGCCCUUCUACUUGAAUGACCAAGAGUUGCUGGCUGCAGCCUGUGGCUAAUGAAACUUAAAGGAAUCAAAGGAAGUGGGUAUCUUUCAGUGGACAGUUGGAAUCUGCUAUCUUUAAGGAGGUCACUAUUGUAUUGAGACCAAAUGUUAUCGAGCUGUGAGCUUUGUGGAGAGUCACACCUUCACUUUCUUCCUAUUGAAGAUGUGAAGUUACAAGUUUGGCACGCUGACUUCAACACUCUUAAUUGGUCAGGUACAUUAUGCUAGCACCUUGUAGUAUGUGAUACAAAUAUAUUGUAAAAAAAAUAAAGCUUGUAAAGAAAAUGCUUUUUACUCAAUAAUACUGUGCUUCGAUUGAGCAUAUCUGGAAUUAAAUAUUUUAAGAAUUUGUUUCUACGGGUGGUCAGGGUGUCAUUUCUGCAUAUGAGCCUGAAAGGAAGCUUACUUAGAAGAGUAUUAUAGGAUGUUAGAUGUCAAAGAAAUGAGUUAAUCGGCUUAUGAAUGCUUUGGUUUACUUCUUCAAUAUAAGCUGACA